AUGCAACUGCUAGACAAAGCUGUGUCGAUCGUACCGAACAAUCCUCUGUGUCGUUUCCACAAGGCGAAACUUCUGGUCAUGCAAGAGCGGUUCACAGAAGCAUUGGCAGAGCUGAACAGGUUGAAGGUGAUGGUCCCGAAAGAGCCCAUGGUGUAUUUCUUGACCGGAAAGGUAAAGUUCAUUUUGAGACGCGGUCUUUACGUCCAAUGCAUUACAGGGGUUUAA
Messenger RNA from Soboliphyme baturini, 225 nucleotides. The record is from the annotation of a GenBank genome assembly. Lineage: Eukaryota; Metazoa; Nematoda; Enoplea; Dioctophymatida; Soboliphymatidae.